UUGUGUAUUUGACAUCUGUGACAGUUGGUUGGUAAAAUAAAAUUUUAAUUUCAAGACAACAGUGGUAUAAUAUUGCAUGUGCUUACCAAUAUACGUAUAUACUUUAAUUAAUUUCAUUUAGAGAUAAUUCAAUGGAUAAUCCUAGUGAUGAUUUAUGUCCAGCGCCAAACGAAGAUGAUGAAUUGACAUUGCCUAGAGCAAGUAUAAAUAAAAUGAUAAAAGAGCUGGUGCCUUGUGUAAGAGUUGCAACCGAAAGUCGUGAGCUAAUAUUGAACUGUUGCACAGAGUUUAUUCAUCUAAUUAGUUCUGAAGCAAAUGAUGUGUGUAAUCAGCAUAAUAAGAAAACUAUUAGUGCAGAACAUGUACUUCUGGCUCUAGAUAGACUAGGUUUUAGUGAUUACAAAUUGGAAGCAGAAGCUGUAUUGAAAGAUUGUAAAGCAGUAGCAGCAAAAAGGCGCAGGCAGAGCACUAGACUUGAAAAUUUAGGAAUUCCAGAAGAAGAACUACUUCGCCAACAACAGGAACUUUUUGCGAGGGCAAGAGAAGAACAAGCUUUAGCUGAUCAAGUGCAAUGGCAAACAUUACAACAAGCCACAGCACAGCAAACUAUGGCAUCACAAGAUGAAGAUAGUGAUGAUUAUUAAUCUA
Messenger RNA from Ctenocephalides felis (cat flea), 648 nucleotides. Its product is annotated as protein Dr1-like. Gene Ontology annotation, biological process: chromatin remodeling; positive regulation of transcription by RNA polymerase II; negative regulation of transcription by RNA polymerase II. The record is from RefSeq and is a predicted model, not a curated record. NCBI's taxonomy places the organism in Eukaryota, Metazoa, Arthropoda, Insecta, Siphonaptera, Pulicidae. Bases 132 to 644 code for a protein of 170 amino acids. The transcript is spliced from 3 exons. Gene Ontology annotation, molecular function: general transcription initiation factor activity; TBP-class protein binding; protein heterodimerization activity. Gene Ontology annotation, cellular component: negative cofactor 2 complex.